Venustampulla echinocandica is the source of this 1137-nucleotide messenger RNA. RefSeq names its product Sterol 24-C-methyltransferase. Gene Ontology annotation, biological process: ergosterol biosynthetic process. The coding region runs from base 1 to 1137 and encodes 378 amino acids. Gene Ontology annotation, cellular component: endoplasmic reticulum. NCBI's taxonomy places the organism in Eukaryota, Fungi, Ascomycota, Leotiomycetes, Helotiales, Pleuroascaceae. The record is from RefSeq and is a predicted model, not a curated record. The transcript has 4 exons. Gene Ontology annotation, molecular function: sterol 24-C-methyltransferase activity.
AUGGCUCCUGCAAACCUUGAAACCGAGGACCAUACUCGCGAUGCCGCCUUCAACAAGGCCAUGCACAAGGACUCGUCCAAUGCCCAGGGCGGUCUCUCCGCGUUGAUGAAGAAGGACAAGACUGCCCAAAAGGCCGCUGUCGAUGAGUAUUUCAAGCAUUGGGAUGACAAGACUGCAAAGGACGAGACUCUUGCAGACAGAGAUGCACGAAAAGCCGAAUAUGCCACCCUCACAAGACAUUACUACAAUCUCGUCACCGAUUUCUACGAGUACGGCUGGGGGCAGUCCUUCCAUUUCUGUCGCUUCGCAUACGGCGAGCAGUUCCAGCAAGCCAUUGCCCGCCACGAGCACUACCUUGCUGCUAAGAUUGGCAUCAAAGAUGGAGACAAGGUUUUGGACGUUGGAUGUGGUGUCGGCGGACCAGCUCGAGAGAUCGCAAAGUUCACCGGAGCACACAUCACCGGGUUGAACAACAACGACUACCAAAUUGAGCGCGCAACAAAAUAUGCUCAGCUGGAAGGUCUAUCACAUCAGCUGAAAUUUGUGAAGGGUGAUUUCAUGCAAAUGUCGUUCCCAGCCAACAGCUUUGACGCUGUCUACGCCAUUGAAGCCACUGUCCACGCACCCAGCCUGGAAGGUGUCUACUCCCAAAUUUUCCGGGUCCUGAAGCCCGGUGGCGUUUUCGGCGUCUACGAAUGGCUCAUGACAGACAACUACGACAACACGAACGAGCGCCACCGCGAGAUCCGUCUCGGCAUCGAGCAGGGCGACGGUAUCUCCAACAUGGUAAAAAUUUCUGAAGGUAUUGCAGCCAUCAAGGCUGCUGGCUUCGAAAUGAUGCUGCACGAGGAUCUCGCAAAGCGACCCGAUCCCCGCCCAUGGUAUUACCCCAUUGCCGGCGAUAUGUCUAUGAUGGGCUCGAUCGCAGACUUCCCAAGAAUCGUCCGCAUGACGAAGAUUGGCCGUGGCAUCGCCCAUAAAUUUGUCGGCGCCCUUGAGACCAUUGGCAUUGCCCCCACCGGUUCGCAAAAGACAGCCGACAGCAUGGCCCUGGCUGCUGAUUGCUUGGUUGCUGGCGCAAAGGAAGAUCUCUUCACUCCCAUGUACCUGAUGGUCGCACGGAAGCCUCUCGCAUAG